AUGGAGAUGACCCAAGGUUCUUAUGCACAGCAGCUUCUCGCUACCUUCCUUCAGAACCAAAGCGGCAAACCAUCCUUUCCGAUGCAGUGGGCUCCGGAGAUGAGUUCACAUCCUUCUCUGUUACCGCAACCGUGGCCCGUGGCUUCCCAGGCACCUCACGCACUGGAGCUCGCCCGGGCCAAGGUGGCCCAGAACCAGGCGGAUCUCCAAGCCGUGCGGCCUCCGCCAGGCUUGGAGCACAUGAUGUCCGCUCCGAAGCCUUGCGUGGUGCCCGUGGGGCGCUUCGGCGACGGAACUGGGAAAGCGCGUCAGAUUUCCAAAUCAUCAAUGUCAACUGCACCUUCGGAAGCAGUGAUCGAAGAAAUGUCAGACUUGGAGGAGAUCGAUUCCAACUGUUCCAGUCCAAUGACUGCAACCAGAUUUGAUGCACCUUCAGGAAGUGCUGCCAUGCAUCCAGCUCUGGCGGUGAGAAGCUUUGACGCUGCGUUGCGCCAGUUGAUCGAGAGCGUGCCUCGAUUGGCUCGGGACUCGAAAGGAGCUCUUCUACUUGCGCAGCAUGUGUCGGCGAUGGAUACUCAAGGUUUGGGCCUGCUGAUUGCAGCAUUGCGACCCCAAGUGGUGGAGCUCGGCUGUGACGCCUCGGCCACAGGAGUUGUGCAGCAACUCUUUACCGUAUGCAGUGAUCGGCCCGCACUGCGGGCGCAACUGACCGAGAGCCUGGGUGGAUCGAUCCUCAAGAUGUCGAAGGACAAACAUGGUUGCUUGGCCAUCCAACAUGCCUUGGAGAUGGCUCCCCUCGAGAUGCAAUGCCUGAUUGGAUCCGAGCUGAAGGGCAAGGUGUUCUAUUGCAGCCGGCAUAUGCAUGGAAACUUCGUCAUGCAGAAAAUCAUUCAAACCCUACCGCCGUCGGCUCUCAUGUUCAUCAUGCUCGAGCUGAAGGAGACGGUGGUGGCAGCAGCGCUUCACAUCUACGCUUGCCGCGUUCUUCAACGGCUCAUCGAGCACUGUGGUCACCGCCCCGAACUCCUGUCGCUCCUCGAGGACCUAGUGGUCCCAGGUGAGCAGCUCCAGCGUUUGGUAAAGGAUCCGUACAGCAGCAAUGUGAUUCGCACACUUGUGGUGUGUGGCAGUGUGGAAAACGCUCGCGUUGUCAUGCGGCUGUUCAGCGAGGACGUGAUGAAAUAUUCACGCAACCGGCACGCGAGCCUCGUACUGGAAAAGUGUUUGGAGGUUUCUGCCGGCCCGAAGGCAUCCGAGUUGGCCGAGGACCGUGCGACAUUGAUGACAGCCUUCUUCUCUUCCUCCACACGGAGCGCCAGCCCUCCUCUCUUGCAAAUCAUGCUGGACCGAUUCGGGAACUACAUCGUCCAGCGCGUCAUUGAGACCAGCACAGGUGCAGAAAAGAACGAGGUCAAGAGGCUUCUGACGCUUGCGUGGCCAAAGUUACAGAAUGCUGCCGCUGGGAAGCACAUCUUGUCCGCAGCAAACAAGAAGUUCUCUUUCAAGGUGCCGUUCAAUGAUGGCAGCGAUGGCAGCGACAGUUUGGCGCCGGAGUCGCAGUCGCCAGAUAGAAGCAUGCUUUACAAUGCACUGAUCCAAGAUGAGCCAAGGACAGGAGAUGAAGAAGGAACUAAGAAGCUUGACGGUACUUAUCAGGUGGCACAGCAGGGCCUAGGUAUUCGGACGAUCGCUGAGCAGGCAAUCAAGACUUUCAGGGAGCAGACGCCUUUUCGGCGAAGGACAGCAGCCGACCGGACCGGCCAGAUUCGUAGGUUAGCGACCAACAGUGAUCAUCAAGGCGUUGCUGCACGAGGCCCGCAAUGCCGGAAUGACGAGACCCGGAUUGAUGUCGACCCUGGUGCACACAUUACAUGCCUAGAGGUCGAUGGUGUCGCAUGCAUCGGAUUGCCGGUCAAUCCGUUGGCGGUCGCGGCGAUGGUUGAGAAAGCACAGCCCGCACCCUUCGGACGAGGGGAAGCCACGCUUGUUGCAAAUUUCCUGGACCCAGAAGGGGGCUACUCUAAUCGAGAUACCGAGAGGGCUGAGCGAAUGUUUGCCAGCCUUGUCACAGUCUUGCCAAGCGAGUUCUUCGGAGGGGAUCUUGUCGUGGAGCACCAGGGAAUAUCAAAGUGUCCUCUUGCAUGUCGAAAGAGUCGGCAGUCAGCGAUGGGGCCCCUCAGCGUCGCAUCCUCGUCAGUGUCAUUGCUUUUGAUCGCUCUUGUCUUCCGCGUUUUAGACAUGCCAACAGUCGUUCGGAAGGGCGGCACGGAUUUUGGAAUCGAAAGUGGAGUGGUGGAGAGAAGAAGGUGGAGUUUGGAACGGAGAGUGGAGAGUAGAGAGGACAGGUGUGAGUGCAGAGCGGCUUCAGUGGAUGAGUGGAGCGGAGAGCAGAAUGACAGGAGGGUGCUGAUGCUCCACGGUGGGCGAUCGCAGAAAGCCGGGACGCGAUGGUCGGUGGAAACCCUUGCUUGCGAGGCGUUUGGCCUCACGGUGGAGCACCACCUUCAGAGAUGCGCUGGCAGCAGCUGGAGGGCGGUGUUUGGCGUGAGGCUGGAAAGACCAUCGUGCUCGCGAGUCCGCGAGUUGCGCCUGCGGCCGUGGAGGACUCUAAGCCGGAAGGUUCAGACGCAAGGCUCGUCGAGGAGUCCAAUCCGUCGCCAGACAACGUGCCAGCGCGCUGCUCCCAGCACCACUGCUGGUAAGUGCCCGAAGCAUGGCCUUGAAAGGCUGCCAAGGUCACAGGAGUCUCGACCAGACUGGUUUUCCUUGGACUCUUUGGCCGCUUCGAGGUACGUAGACGAGGGCGAUGCCGAGAAACCGGUGAUGGAAGCUUAUGCUACGGUCCCAGAGGUGGCGACCCCGACCAGCCUGCAGGCAUUGUCAGGAUCUGCGACCAUACCCACCGAAUUACGAAGACGUGUGUCGGAGGAGGUCGAAAACCUCCUCGCAAAAGCCAACUUGGACUUCAUGCACGGGGACGUGGAUACCAACGGCUUGGUGGAGGAUUGCUGCUUGGCGCUGCUCCACGCACAUGAUGAUGGCACUGAGAUCUCGCACGAUCGUCUCUCUGCGGAGGUUGUGCGGACCAUUCUUCAAGGCUGGGACCAAUUCCGCAAGCGGGGCUUGGAGAACGAGCCACAAACUGUAAGCCAGCGCAGUCGCUUCCGAGCCUACAUCGACGCCCACGAGGCCAUGCCGCGAGAACCAGACCUAGAGGACCACAUGCAUCCGUCCUCUGUCUGCCUCCACGACUCCAACUCUUGCCUUGUGCUGUCAUGCCGGAACUCCAUGGCCUGUGAUCCGUGCCAAGUAUCCUAA
This is a messenger RNA of Symbiodinium sp. CCMP2456, 3318 nucleotides long. The record is from the annotation of a GenBank genome assembly. Lineage: Eukaryota; Dinophyceae; Suessiales; Symbiodiniaceae.